UCGCACUUCCUGUUAUUGCUGACUUCAUUUCCGGGCGUCGUUUCUAGCAGAGGUGAAAGACAUAAAUACAUUGACCGCAGAUUUGGGCUUUAUUUCGGAUUUAAUAUCGGAUUUAUGAGCGAAAUCUGGAUUCGUUCUGUCGGACAUCAUCGCGGAGGGAAACAAGAACAAAAGGAAGAGUAAAACUGACGAGAAACUCGUUUCUUAUAGAAGUGAAAGAGAAUUCCUACUGAAACUCGUUUGAAUUAAACAGAUUACGUCAGAAUUUGAUAUUAAUAGUGAAUGAUUCGUGUAUUAUAAGAUAUAGGAUUGUUAUUAUUAUUAUUUUAGUUACAAGAUAUAUUAUUAUUAGAGAGAUUACAUUCAUAUAAUCAGGAAUUCAGUGUGACGGUAUAAAGUUAGACUAAACGAUCCAUAUUAUAUCAAUAAUCACUAUAAUGGCUGUUGGUCAGGCGGAAACUCUCCACUGGUUUCAUAUAUGAGCUGAAGAGCUCAGGCAGGUGUUUUUAAUGGGAGGCGGGUUGAUCUGUUCUGAGAUCAGUGGGCGAAUCUUGCACAGAUGGCGGAGGUACCGGCUCUGGCCCGGUUGGAGUCCCUGGCCCGGUACGUUCACAAAGCAGCCAGUGAGGGGAGAGUCCUGACCCUGGCUGCCCUGCUCCUGAACCACUCCAGCGUCCAGACCCGAUACCUGCUGGAGUAUGUGACCCAGGUGGCCGGCCAGAGAUCUACACCCCUCAUUAUUGCUGCUCGGAACGGACAUGACAAGGUGGUCCGGCUGCUUUUGGACCACUAUAAGGUGGACACCGAACAGACGGGGACUGUGAGAUUUGACGGGUAUAUUAUCGAUGGCGCCACAGCUCUUUGGUGUGCAGCCGGCGCUGGACAUUUCGAGGUGGUACGUUUGCUGGUUUCCCACAGCGCCAACGUGAACCACACCACCCUCACUAACUCCACCCCCCUCAGAGCUGCGUGCUUCGACGGCCGACUGGACAUCGUACGGUACCUUGUGGAGCACAAGGCCGACAUCAGCAUCGCCAAUAAGUACGACAACACUUGUUUGAUGAUCGCUGCCUAUAAGGGCCACGCUGAUGUCGUUUACUUCCUGCUGGAGCGGGGCGCCGAUCCCAAUGCUAAAGCUCACUGCGGGGCCACCGCACUGCACUUUGCCGCCGAAGCCGGGCAUCUGGACAUUGUGAAGGAGCUGGUGAAAUGCCAAGCGGCUAUGGUGGUUAACGGACAUGGCAUGACGCCACUGAAAGUGGCGGCCGAAAGUUGCAAGGCGGAUGUGGUAGAACUGCUACUGUCCCACGCGGAUUGCAACGCACACAGCCGCAUCGAGGCAUUGGAACUGCUUGGAGCGUCUUUCGCCAACGACCGUGAGAAUUACGACAUUCUUAAGACCUACCACUACUUGUACCUGGCCAUGCUGGAGCGAUUUCGUGAUCCCCAGAGGGUCAUUGCCAAAGAGUUGCUGUCACCUGUGCAUGCAUACGGAGGGAGAACCGAAUGCCGGACUUUGCAAGACUUGGAAGCCAUUCGGCACGACCGGGAUGCGCUGCACAUGGAAGGCCUGAUGAUUCGAGAACGAAUUCUAGGUGCAGAUAACAUAGACGUGUCGCAUCCCAUUAUAUACCGCGGCGCAGUCUACGCCGACAACAUGGAGUUUGACCUUUGCAUCAAGCUGUGGCUGCACGCUCUGCACCUACGCCAGCAAGGAAACCGCAACACGCAUAAAGACCUCUUGAGAUUCGCGCAAGUGUUCUCGCAAAUGGUCCACUUGAAGGAGCCGGUCCGCGCAUCGGACGUGGAGCACGUUUUGCGCGCCAGCGUCCUGGAGAUCCGCCGCAGCAUGGCACGUGUGCAAACCGCCACGGAAGCAGACUUGCCGGCGGCCAACGACAACUACGAGUCUAACGUGUUCACCUUCCUCUACCUGGUUUGCAUUUCAACCAAAACGCAGUGCGGCGAAGAGGAACGAGCGCGUAUAAACAAACAGAUCUACGACUUAAUACGCCUGGAUCCGCGUUCCCGAGAGGGGUCGUCACUUUUGCACCUGGCGGCGAGCUCCAGUACGCCCGUAGAUGACUUCCACACCAACGACGUUUGCAGUUUCCCCAAUGCGCAAGUGACCAAGCUGCUCAUAGACUGCGGCGCCCAAGUGAACGCCGUGGACAAUGAAGGAAACAGUCCUCUACAUCUCAUAGUACAAUACAACCGUCCCAUCAGCGACUUCCUGACCCUCCACGCCAUCAUCAUCAGCCUCGUCGAAGCCGGCGCUCAUACGGACAUGACCAACAAGCAAAAGAAGACCCCGCUUGACAAGAGCACAACAGGCGUUUCUGAAAUCCUUCUGAAAACGCAAAUGAAGAUGAGUCUGAAAUGCCUGGCGGCUCGUGCCGUGCAACAACAUCAGAUCUUGUAUCGGGACCAGAUUCCCAAAAGUCUGGAGGAGUUUGUUGAAUUUCACUGACCUGUACUUUUAGUUUUCCGUCAGAUCUGGUUUAAUGUUUUUGGAGUUUGAUUUAACUUGACUCUUGAUUUGAUCUUGUUUACGUACUCAGCACGGAUUGUAAGUCUAGAUUUUGUCCCUAAUUUACUUGUUGAUCCAUUUGAGAGAUGUUAAAUCUGACUGCUGCAUUUUAACCCAAAGUAACUGGAGUCUCCAGUUUCAUCCUGGUUCUUUUUUUAUCAAAUCAAAGAGUGUGUUGAUGCUCAUGGAUACAUGCAGCACGAAAGACUCUUAUUUUGAAAAUCUUCUUUUGACGAACAGCAUUUUAUUGUGUUGUACUUUAGUCAUCGUGACAAUGUGAACAGCUCUUUUUUUAAAAUAAGCUGGUCUUUUGUCAACCUUUUCAUAAUUUUUUGGUUUUCUUAACAUAUUUUAUAAAAGGAUUAUUUAAAACAGAGUCUAAAAUGUCUAUUUUAUGAGGAAUCAAUAGCUGAGAGUUGAUGUCCUAAAGCUAAACUCCGUGCCAGGCGAUUUCUUUUAUUAGAAUAUUAAAAUGUGCCUGUAACCAGAAGUUGGACAUUUAUAAUUAUUAUUAUUAAUGUAACUAUUAUUAUGUUUUGUUUUUUUAAACAUGAUGCCACUGUAAAGCCAAUUAGCAAGUCUGUAAUUCUGACUUGCGGUAAUGAACAUUUGCUGGAGCUCUUUUGGAGUCACGGGGCCUUAUUCUGGAAGGUGCUGUUGUGUGAGAAGCAUGUCUUCCCGCUUUUAUCUCUCUGUGUGUGUGAGUUUGAGUGCUUGAAUGUGGCCGAUUCUGAAUGUGGAGGUUUUCAACCCUCUGUGUUUGCACCAUGUUUUAUUCUUUAAUUACUGGGGAUUGUUCAACGUGUUUUUAUUUCCAAUCCAAAUAAAACAAGAUUAAAAACAUCGA
Molecule: messenger RNA, 3377 nt
Organism: Megalobrama amblycephala (Wuchang bream)
Lineage: Eukaryota; Metazoa; Chordata; Actinopteri; Cypriniformes; Xenocyprididae
Gene: fem1b
Product: fem-1 homolog b
Exons: 2
Coding region: 560-2470 (636 amino acids)
Molecular function (GO): protein binding
Source: RefSeq, a predicted model, not a curated record